This is a messenger RNA of Thamnophis sirtalis, 823 nucleotides long. The record is from RefSeq and is a predicted model, not a curated record. Lineage: Eukaryota; Metazoa; Chordata; Lepidosauria; Squamata; Natricidae.
AGAAUUAUCAGAACACUGAAGUGACUUUCCUAGACCAUAGUGCCAAAAUAUUCAAAACACUACAUUAUCUGAGCAAUUUACUCCAUAGCAUCAAAAACCCAUUGGGAACCCGAGAUAAUCCAGCACGUAUCUGCAGAGAUUUGCUCAACUGCGAACGUAAAGUGUCUAAUGGAGUUGGAAUUUAACAUUGGAAAAGUACAGAUGAACUUCCUUCAUUUACUUAGUUCAGAAGCAACCCACACUAUUACAGUUCAUUGCCUAAAUACCCCAGUGUGGAAAACUAAUGAACUACAUGAUCAGAAACCUUCCCUGAUCUUCAAAGGAUGGAAUGGUGAUAUUUUUGAAGCAAACACGCUGCUUGAACCAAAAGUUAUUAUGGAUGAAUGCAUGAUUCAAGACGGCAACUGGCACAAAACCCAGUUUUUUUUCCACACUCAAGACACAAAUCAACUACCAGUUGUUCAGGUUCAUCCAUUUUCUCAUCUCAAUCAGGGACAACAGCGAUACAUAGAAAGUGGCUUGGUGUGCUUUCUCUAGGAUUUUGACUAAACCUCUUCAUAUCGCCAUACACAGAACACAAGAAAUAAUUACAAAACUGUGGAACAAUUUGUACAGCAACAUGCUGGUGAAUUCUUUAAAGAAUCUCAGGAAGAAAAAGACUUCCUCCUAUGAAGGAGAAAUGGCUUUAAAAAAAACUUUUGACAACAUUAAUAAAAUAUUUAAUUUUUGGUUGGUGCUUUUUAUGAUAUUCUCUGAACCAAAGAAUAUGCAUAUAUGGAAAUUCUUCUUGACUUUAUUAUUCAGCACUGUCCACCUUAAAGAA